AUGGAGACUUGUAUUACAUUCACACCUGGUCUACUGGAAUUCAUAAAUAAACAAGAAAACUUACCAGAUGUUAAUUUGCAACUUGCUGCAUUUCUAAUCAUGCCUAUACAGCGUGUUCCCCGGUACUCCUUAAUGCUUCAAGAACUCGUCACUAUUUAUCUGCAACUAGAUGGUCUGACUAGUACUGAGGCGAAUGAUGUUGCUGUAAGUAUCACUCAAGCCGCUCAUCAUGACAACAUGAUACCAGAAUAUGCAGCCACACUUAUUUUGAAGUUGUGGGAAAAUUAUAAACAAAGGGAUUGCAGUUCACCAUCUAACAGUUCUAAUUUUCCAGUCGUACGAAGUUAUGUUCAUCGGAUGAAACCCUGUACAAUUAUUCUGUUGGCAGGUUUUGCUAGUGUUGUGUCAACAGCAACAUUCCUGAAUGAACAGAUAAGAAUAAGUGAACAGGCAACAAAGGCUACAUUAUUGCAAUCGAGACUUUUGGGGAAAUGGUCACGUAAUUUAAUUCUGGUACCUGGUCGGAGGUUAUUAAAGUAUGGAAUCGUAAAGAAGAAAAAUUCAUUGGAUGGAGUGGCUGAACCUCGUUUACUGGUGAUUCUGUCUGACAUACUGGUGUAUGCUACACCCCGAACUCAGACAGACUUGGAAUCCAUUUUCAGUAAUAAGUUGGUUCUUGGUCGAAAAUGUCCAGAAUUUUUAAAAUCGUUUUCUGCAGGAAAAUCACCCUUAAAGUGUGUCAAACUUAUGCAAAGGAGAAAUAACGCAGAUCCACUGACCCGAGUUUCCAAGUAUUCUACGCCAGUUUGCUCCCAGAAUUCUGUUUUUCAGAGUCUUUUGGAUUCGGAUGACUGUUUGACAAACAGUAAAGUAUGCUUUUCAUGUGUUUCUGUCUAUCCCCUUCAUCACUGUCGUAUCCAAGUGAAUUUUAGACCGUCGUCCAACUUUUUGCAACCUAUUCCCGAGUCCCCUGAAAAUCAAUCAAAUAAAACCAAUUCAGUGUUUGUUUCCCCAGGAUCUACUGUGAAUUUUCAUAAUCGUACGGCGUCUACACCACUUGUAUUUGAUGAAUGUUCAUGUGAUGCUUCUCCUGUGGUUAAAUUUAAUAAAUUUGAUUCAUCAAUUAAAUCCGAUAAAGAUGAAGGGUUGUCUAAACCUUGUCAGUCCGUGAAUGAAUACAGUUUUUCCGUACAUUGUCGUGAUGCUAGUUUCACAAUUGUUACUAAAGAUUUAGCAGGAGCCGAGGAGUGGAUAUCUAGUCUCGAGACAGCCAUUGAAGCUGUUAAAACAGCGCGACGGAGUCUUCGUAAGGAAAGUAGUGCUAAGUGGCCAAUGCGUGCUUCAGAUUUUAUUCAGUUUGAACAGUGGUUGGAGCAAAAGCGGUCAGCUGAAGAGUCUAUGAAGUGUUCUGAAAUCUUUCAAAGUAUGGGAGUAUCUGGGAUCGCUGAUGACAGUGUUCUUGCAUCUUCAAAUAUUCUUGACUGUUCGAAGGUGGAAAAGAAACUUGAAGAGUAUCGCAGGCGUAAGUCAAUAGGUUGUGAACAUGAAAGGAUCAAUCGUUUGUCUUACAUAUUUUGUGACAGUGGCAGUUACGAAUUUAAUCGGAAGAAAUCAGAGCGAAAGGCGUCCUGUGGAAUUUCUCUGAGUUCAGUUAUAUCGAGACUAAGGAGGAAGACAUUCACUCCCACUGAUGAAAUAUCUGAAUAUUCAGACAGAUCUGUUCGUCUGUUGUCUGUAACCACUAUUUCAAAUGAGGAUGAAAUUGGUUCUAGUGGAGUGAACUCUCAAAGUCAAGUGAAUACUGAUAGCCGCCGUCGUAAUCAAGUUGAGGGGGAUUCACCUUCUACUUGUGAUAUGUAA
Messenger RNA from Trichobilharzia szidati, 1860 nucleotides. Lineage: Eukaryota; Metazoa; Platyhelminthes; Trematoda; Strigeidida; Schistosomatidae. The record is from the annotation of a GenBank genome assembly.